ACUCUUCAUCUACAAAGCUGUAAAUCCAGGUUCAUUGUGAGCCGCAGGUCUGUCUCCAAGGCAAAAAAAAUUUGCCGUCCAUCCCAUUGAAUUAGAGAAUUGCGUUCCCGGCGUCCAACGAAAAAGUUCCUUUCGCAAUGGCGUCGAAGAGAAUCCUGAAAGAGCUCCGGGACUUGCAAAGGGAUCCUCCAACUUCAUGCAGCGCAGGCCCCGUGGCUGAGGACAUGUUCCAUUGGCAAGCGACCAUCAUCAGCCCGAACGACAGUCCGUAUUCGGGCGGAGUUUUUCUGGUGACGAUUCAUUUUCCGCCGGACUACCCUUUCAAGCCUCCAAAGGUAGCUUUCAGGACCAAAGUAUUCCAUCCAAACAUCAACAGCAACGGAAACAUAUGCUUGGACAUCCUCAAGGAGCAAUGGAGUCCUGCCCUCACUAUAUCCAAGGUAUUGCUUUCCAUAUGCUCUCUGCUCACGGAUCCGAACCCAGACGACCCGCUCGUGCCGGAGAUUGCUCACAUGUACAAGAGCGACAGACCCAAAUACGAAGCCAUGGCCCGGAGCUGGACUCAGAAGUAUGCCAUGGGCUGAAGGUUCAUGAUCAAGAAAGAUUAAAGAGGGUCGUAUAGAGAAGAAGUCGCUUUACUAGAAUAAGUUUUACUUUGGAAUUAUAAGGCCUCUUCAGAUUCGAUUCCUAAGCGUCGUUUCUGGGGUGUUGAUUCUGACUUUUGAGCUCCCAAUAAGAUGAUGAAAUUUCAUUC
Syzygium oleosum is the source of this 754-nucleotide messenger RNA. RefSeq names its product ubiquitin-conjugating enzyme E2 28-like. Gene Ontology annotation, cellular component: nucleus. Gene Ontology annotation, biological process: protein polyubiquitination. The transcript has 4 exons. Gene Ontology annotation, molecular function: ubiquitin conjugating enzyme activity. Bases 138 to 584 code for a protein of 148 amino acids. NCBI's taxonomy places the organism in Eukaryota, Viridiplantae, Streptophyta, Magnoliopsida, Myrtales, Myrtaceae. The record is from RefSeq and is a predicted model, not a curated record.